CUUCAUAUAUAUACACAUGUACGUAUAGGAGACGCUUUUCCAUAGUCCUUUGUUCGCUGUAGCUGUAAGUAAGAGUGUUGGUGGCUGCAGCACUAAUGACUUGAAAGAAACUUGCAGAGACCCAGAGACCAGAGACCGCCAGAUCUUCAUUUGAGUGCGACUUCUAAUGGUGACGUAAUAAGUUUUACUUGGAAGACAAGUGUUUAAUAUUUGAAAAUUUAAUUUAAUUAUUAUUGACACAAUGAGUCAUCAGCAAGAAAUUAAAGACGUGAGUACAGUGAUAACAUCAAUUUUGGCAUCGAAAAAACCUCCUUAUGGAAUUCCUCUGGUCAAACUUGAUCAGGAUUACUACGAGUUUGAAAACCAACGCAUUCCGUAUCGUCAGUUAGGUUUUUCUUCACUAGUGGACUUUAUCAAAACCAUACCAGAGGUGGAAAUUUACCCACGUGGUACCAGCCAUUUUAUAGACUUCAAUGGCAAGAAUUCAACUCGACACAUAACUGAUCUGGUUGCUAAACAAAAGAAGCCUUCGUUCAAAAACCGAAGUCGGUCAGUGUGUACACGAAAAACCGCGCCAGCGAUGUACCGUCCACGUGAAUCUUCAUCCUCAUCAUCAUCAAUUGAUCCAAAAGUAACCAGUCAUAUUUCUUCUAUUAUUUAUGAUCAUCCUAGUGGAAUAAUGCAGUCAGAAUUAAUUGAAAAAUUGUUAUACAAGCGGCCAUAUUUAAAUUUAAAUACGUUUCAGUGUAAUGAGCAUCUAAGAAUUCUUGAUCGUGAAGUUGUGAUUAAAGAUAAUUUGAUUUAUCCAAAAAAUUCGUCAUCCAUUCCACGUGAUUCGUCAUCAUUUGCUGAAAGAUCCAGCAGAUCUAAAUCAGUACCACCUAAGAGACAUUUUAAUAACAAUAAUAAUAAUAAUAAUAAUAAUAGUAAUAAUAAUAAUAAUGGGCAGUGUUAUGAUAAAAAAUAUGAAGAUACCAACGGCAAGUACUGUGACAAAAGUUACGAUAAUAAUUAUCAGUAUGUAGAAAAUAAUUACAGUAAUACUAAUGGCAAUUACAUGCAUAAUAAUUACCAAGAUAAUUACGGCAAUGCUGGUAAUGAUAAGAAUCAAAAUAGUUAUCAAAGUAGUGUGUUAGCAAAUAAUUUUAAAGUCGGUGGUAUUGAUUCCGAUGAUAAUUACGAGGUUGAUGAUAUUGAUUUGGAUGAAGGUGACUACGUGACUCCUAGUGCGCCGAGUGCGAAUGGAAUACAAAAAUCUGGUGACUCUGUAUAUAAUGAUAAAUAUGAAGUGAAAGACAUGAAAAAUAGAGACACUUAUCAGAAUGGUAGAAGUGUUGAGCAGGUACAAAGUUACGGUAACCUGACAAAGCACGAAAAUAAGAAGAAAGUUAAUUUUGAAGCAGAUCGUCAGCUGGAAUUCAUCAAUGCUACUGAUGUUCCUGGCGUUGGUGAUGAGGUGGACAAAAAAGAAGCUCUUUUUAAUAGGAAUAAAGAAUAUAUUGCAGAGUCACUGUCCAAGCGCACAAUGCUGCGGUUGGAGAAACUUUUGGAGAACAACCCGAAUGGUAUUUGGUGUUUUGAUUUGCCGAAGUUGUACAGAGAAGAUUAUCAACUGACGCUGGAAUGGGAAGACUUUGGUUUCCAACGUCUCUCUGACUUUGUAUCGCACUUGCCGAAGAUAUUUCAUAUGGUGGGGCCAUAUCGCAACGGAGAUUACCGUCUGUUUGAUGCUAAAAAACCGCUACCUGAUGACAAUUUUCAGAGCCAUCAGAAACCAACGAUGGCUUCGCUUUAUGACAUCUACGGCGAUAAUGAUAAUGAUGACUCGUUGCCGCAGUACAUUUCGCCUGAUAUCAAACAGACGCUCUGUCCUGAUGAUGUCCUGGCCGUCAAUGAAACUGUCGGCUAUAUAUCUGUCACGAGAUUUGAACCAGAAAUAGACGCUAAUGGAGAGAAAAUAAUGAAAAGUAUUGGUGUUUAUGUCGUUGAGGCUUUUAAUCCUUCGUUUUUCUGGGUACAAAUUAGUAAAUACAAGCGUAAAUUUGACGAAAUGAUGGAAGAUUUGGAGAAAUUUUAUGAUGCAAACAGCGCGAAAUACAAAAUUCCUUUGAUUAUUCUUGAAAAAGGACUAAAUAUUGCGUGCAAAUUUUUUGGGAAAUGGCAUCGUGGGAUGAUUAAAAGUAUUACGCCAUCAAAUUCACGAGUUAGUGUGAUGUUUUAUGACUACGGAACUUUGAAAUCAUAUCGUCCUGAAGAAGUUUUUUUUUUACACCGGCGCUUUGGAGUCCUGGAUGCCCAAGCCAUUCCAUGUGGUUUGUGUUUCAUAAAACCAAGAAAACGUGAAUCUGAUUCUCAUGACGAGCCAAGUAAUGAAUGGUCUAAGGAAGCACGUACUCAAUUUCUUCACAUGGCAUUUAAAUGUGAAAUGUGGGCGACUAUAUUCAAAGUUGAUGUUGAUAAUAAUUCCAUGCUAAUUGGUUUGACUGACACAUCAGGAGACGAAGAUCUUCACAUCGCAGAUUACUUAUUACAUCAAAAAUUCGCCGAGAGAUCUAAAACGGUUCGUAUUACUACCAGAAACUUUCAUUACACCCAUUCUAAAAUAUCUUCUAUAGAAUGGAAGCAAAAGUCUAUGAACAGCUUACUAGGUAAUGCUCGCUUAACUAAAAUGAAUCAUUCUAAAUCUAGUAAUAAAUUUUUGCCCGCUAUUCAGAAAGCCAAUCAAACUUCUUUGCAAAAUUCAAAUAAUAAAAACAAUAAUUACCCGCAGCGUCAAGGCGAAACUCUAUCGCCCUCAAUGUUACGUGAAAUUGCUAAAUCUAAAGUCAAAAAUUCAAAGCCAGUGGAAUUGCCACCACCUCCAAUAGUUUUAAAUUACGCGCCAACACCCACUAUUAAUUUACUACCUCUAGGUUCAUCUCAUGAUAAAGUUAAUUUGUGGUUUGAGUUGAAUAAUGAAUUGAAUGAAAAUUCAAAUGCUGGAGAUUAUGAUAGACAGGGCGACCAAAGUUUCGAAGCAUCCAAACUUAAAAAAGUCCCAAAGUCUGAUAAUUUUAAGGAAUCAAAACUUCAGCGUGUGCCGGAGGCAUUCAAACUCGAAGAUAUUUUUAAGAUGUCAGAACAUCGAAUUACUUCUAAGACACUUGAGUCACACCAUGAUCCUGAGACUUCUAAAGCUCAGUGUAUUUCUGGUUCAUCUAAAAAUCUUUCUUUGCCUAAAGUGUCAUCAAGUGAAGAUCAUAAAUCAGUUGGUUCUAGGAGAUUAUCAAACUUAAUUAACGUUCUUGAUAAAAAUGAAAAAGCUCCAGGGUCUGGAACUUUCAGCAGUCCAUUGAGAGGGCGAAGAAAGGAAGAGCCUGUUGAUAAAAAAAAUGUUAGACACUUUAAUAAAAAUGAUAAUGAUUAUUCAGCAUCAUCUAAAUGUCUGACAAGUUCUGAUGAAAGUUCAAAUAAAAAUCGUACAUCGACUCUUUCUAAUCAUGGAGUAUCUAAAUUAUUAACCGCUUUUGGUGAUGAUGAUGAUGAUGAUGAUAAAGAUCAAGUUCCAGAAUCUGGUACCUUUGGCAGCCCAUUGGGAGGCCAUGGACGUGAAGAACCCAUUGACUGGAACGCGGUCAGGCAAAUGGUGAAUAAAGAUGAGGUUAAAGUUCAAGCAAAGUCUGAGCCGGUAAAAGAAGAAAUUUUACCCGCAGGUGCGAACCGUAAAAGUCAACCUGUAAUAAAUAAAUCGUAUUUAAAUGACAAAGCGCACAAAUAUUUUGAUAACUUCUAUGAGUCUUGUGUUGCUUCUAAAUUUACAAAUGGAAAUCCAACAUUGUCAUGGGAAAGUGAAGACGAGAUAAAAUAUACUGGGGUAAUUACUCCGAUGGUGCGACAAACUCUGAAUACAAUUAACAAGAAUUCUGAUUCUGUUAAAGUAACUGUGCCAGUUAAUUUGCGGCGAUUAAUUGAAAAGUCAUCUAACAGCAGCUCUGAGGAAACGUCUUCCGAUAACAAAAACAGCGGGUGGAAUUCACCUUCUGAUAGACGAAUUUCUCAGCCAUUUAAAAUUAAUGACAUUGAUAAUAAAAGCGACAGUGACUCUCGGUCAUCUGAUUUUACAAAUCAAGUUCAGACAAUUCAUAAAGUAUUAAAGGCGCGUCAUUUGAACAAAGUUAAUAAAAUUAGUGAAGAUGAUAAAUUAAAAGAUGAUGAUAACGAUAAUAAUAAAGAAAUAAAUGACGUGUCUGUUGAAUGUCAACCAGAGGAAAAGAAGAAAGUAUUAAUUGAAGAGCUGCCGACUCCAAAAUCUUCUCCAAAAUCUCACAUUGAUCAGAAGAAAAAUGUAAACUCUAUUUAUUAUGCAUCUGCGAGAAUUAGUUUGUGUAAAAAAAUAAAUCGUCUGCAAGAUGGGGAAUCUUCUGAUUUGGAUGACGUCGAUCUUGAUUCUGAUGAUUCUUCAUUUUAUGAAGAAGCUAAUGAAGAAAGAAAAACUUCGGUUAGUGACAAUGAUGACUAUGAAGAAAUAGAUGACAAAAUUGAUAGAGAUGAAGAAAAAUUGAAUGGGAAAUUAGACUCGGAUGAAAAUAGUGCGCAUGAUAAGAACAAUAACUUGGAUAAAAAUGAUACUGAUAAUGAUAACCAGGAUGUAGAUGAAGGUACAGGCCCAUCAGCUGAAAGUGAACUAAAAAUUUGUCCAAGUCCUCCAGUUCCACGAUUUAAUGACGCCGAUGUGGAUUCAAAUGAUAGCGAAUUGGGUUAUCACCUGCCGUUAGAUUUUCUUGCGCAUUUUUUCGGUGUCAAAUUACCUCCCCAAGCAGGUAUCGCAAAUUCGUCAGCAUGCACUGAUACUGACACUGAUGGUAGAUCUGAAGAUGAGGGUGUUCAAAUCGAUGAAAUAAAUUGUGAUGAUGAGAAACCACAUUUGAGUGAAAGUAGUUUAGAUAUUUCUAGUGCUCGUGCUAAUCAAUCAGCUUCCUCUCAAGUUGAAACAGAUUCUGAAUCUCCACAAAUUGACCUAAGAGCUGGUAAUAAAAAACAAUUUGCCAAAGUUUCAAAUCAAUUGGAACCAAAGAAGAAAUUUGAAUUUAAAAAAGAUGAUGAAGAAACAACAGUACAAUCUAUUCCAGCUGAAAGUGACUUUCGUGAUACUGAUGAGGAAAAAAUAAAAAAAACUCAAGGAUACAAAUUGAAAUGCUCAUUAGUAAAUGAAGUUAAAAAAUCCGGUCUUCUUGAGUCUCCAAAAUUUGUCAAAAAUCGCGCAUUGAAUUUUAACGCUGAUGAAUUUUUGGAUGUCAAUUAAUUAUCAAUUUGACGUUUCAAUAAAUUAACAUUCUUUUUUUAUUUUUCAUUUAAAUAACAAAGAUUUUUUUUUUAUACACAAGUUCAAGUGACGUAAUUGCAAUUAAAAUAUUUUUUGUUUCUUUUUCUUUUCUUUAAUUUGAUGACUAAUUAAUUUUUUUGAUUUUCAUGCUUUGAUUCAUUAAAGUUGAGCGAGUAUAGAAAUAACUUUUGUUUAUUAUUUUAAGAAGAUAACACUAAUUUGUGAAGCUAAAAAAUAACUGAGGCUGUUUAAAAAAAAUUAAUUAAUUAAUUAAUAAGUAAAUGAACUUCCAUUCU
Microplitis demolitor is the source of this 5598-nucleotide messenger RNA. RefSeq lists its product as uncharacterized. Gene Ontology annotation, biological process: spermatogenesis. Lineage: Eukaryota; Metazoa; Arthropoda; Insecta; Hymenoptera; Braconidae. The record is from RefSeq and is a predicted model, not a curated record. The transcript is spliced from 5 exons. The coding region runs from base 242 to 5281 and encodes 1679 amino acids.